UGCUAUUUGAGAGUUGAGUGACAGUACAGUCAGUGCCAACGGAGACGCACUCAAUAAUAAACAAUAAAUCCAAAAUAUAAUGCGUCGAAAUGUGCGCCAGCAACAGUAUAACUGGGAGAAUGCGAAGUCAGACGGUAUGGAUGAUAUAUAUGCCGCGCCCGCUAUCGACGAUGCAUUUAUGGAAAUGGUGCAGUUUGCACACGGAUCUGGUAACGGCCACACAAAGAUGCCGCGCUCAGAGAACACUUUGGAGGUAAAAGUUCAGGAGGGAGACACAUUGCAAGCAUUGGCGCUGCGCUUUCACUGCUCUGUGGCAGACAUCAAGCGCUUGAACAAGAUUGAUCGGGACAAUGAGAUACACGCACAUCGAAUUAUUCGAAUUCCAGUUACAGUGCACAACGUACUGCUUGGGGCAAGUAAUGCGGAUGCACUGCCUGCCGUUCAUCGUAGCGGGAACAAUAGUCCCAGGCACAAUCUUGACCAAGAACCGGCCAUUGAGCGCAAUCCACUGGAGGAUGCACGCGUGAUGCUGGAUGAACGCCUUUUGGUGGCUGCUGUGAAUGCUUCUGGUACUGUAGCUGGCGAAGUUGCAGCAUCAGUUCGAAGGGAUGGCAGUAAAUUCUAUGAUGCCAGAUCGGGCUAUCCAGAUGAUGAGGCCAACCUGGAUAAACCUUUGGACGACAGCACGGCUCUGCUGGAUGACAUGCUGGUGGACAGGCAUGCGCCCAUUGUUCGUCCCAUUCCUGGUCCGUCGUUGCGGGCGAUUGACUGGUCUGGCUCUGACUGUGACAUGUCGUGGAUAUGCCUCUUGAUAUUUAUACUCGCACUCUGUUUUGUCAUCCCGUUGGUCUAUGUCAUAUACCUGGCGGAGCAUCCACAUCACAAUCACACCUCAUAGCCGAAAUGAAUGAACAUCCACUCGUUCCAUUCCAAGUGUGCUACGAUUUGAACUCUUCCCCCUCCCUCUUACACUUCAUUGCUCCGAGACGAAUGCAUUUCAAAUGCAGCAGCUGCGAGCCAUAGAAUUUAUUUUUAUAAAAAUAUUUAAUUCAUAGAAAUAAAGUACCAAUUGUGACUUGUACAAUACCUACAAAAUAA
This is a messenger RNA of Drosophila mojavensis, 1098 nucleotides long. RefSeq names its product lysM and putative peptidoglycan-binding domain-containing protein 4. The transcript is spliced from 3 exons. The record is from RefSeq and is a predicted model, not a curated record. Lineage: Eukaryota; Metazoa; Arthropoda; Insecta; Diptera; Drosophilidae. The coding region runs from base 80 to 898 and encodes 272 amino acids.